Catharus ustulatus (Swainson's thrush) is the source of this 1590-nucleotide messenger RNA. RefSeq names its product death effector domain containing 2 (gene DEDD2). Lineage: Eukaryota; Metazoa; Chordata; Aves; Passeriformes; Turdidae. The coding region runs from base 27 to 1568 and encodes 513 amino acids. Gene Ontology annotation, biological process: regulation of apoptotic process; apoptotic process; extrinsic apoptotic signaling pathway via death domain receptors. The record is from RefSeq and is a predicted model, not a curated record. The transcript is spliced from 8 exons. Gene Ontology annotation, cellular component: nucleolus. Gene Ontology annotation, molecular function: protein binding; DNA binding.
AGGGGCGGGGCCUGGGUGGGCGGCGCAUGCGCGGAGCCAUCGAAGGUGCCAGAAGGAUCCGGGCGGCGGAGCCGGUGCCACCCCCGGCUGUCCCCUCGCUGUCCCCUCGCUGUCCCCUCACCGUGGAGUCCCUGCGCGCCCUCUCCCAGCUCCACUCCCCACUCUGGGGAGGCGGCGGUGACACCAAUCGCGACAUCGCCCCGCCCAUGUCGCGACAUCCCCGCGACGAGGAGGAGGAGUGCCUGGACUAUUAUGGGAUGGUGUCGCUGCACCGCCUGUUCGAGGUGGUGGCGGCGCAGCUGAGCCACAGCGAGGUGGCGCUGUUGUCCCUGCUGCUCGAUCAGCGCCUAUCGCGACACGAGGACGGCGACAGCGAUGUCCCCAAGGAGGGGCGGCGCUGUCACCGCGCGGGGACAGGGCUGGAGCUGCUGCUGGAGCUGGAGAGGAGGGGGCUGUGCCACGAGGGGGACCUGGGCACGCUGCGGGCGCUGCUGCGGGCGGCGGCGAGGCACGACCUGCUCAGGUGUGUGACACUGCGGAGAGCCAGGCCAGUGUCCCCCGAGCGUCCCCCCUGUGUCCCCGCCCUGGGGGUCACCUGUCCGAGCCACGCCCGGCCCCGCCCCGAGCACUGGGACACAGGUUCCAGUCCGGCCAAGCGGAAACGCGGCGCCCGAAAUUCCCAAAAUCCCCAAAAUUCCCAAAAUUCCCAAAAUCCCCAAAAUUCCCGAAGCAAUUCCCGGAAUUCCAGAAAAAAUUCCCGAAAUUCCCGAAGUUCCCGAAGUUCCAGAAGUUCCCGAAGUUUCCGGAAUUCCCAAAAUUCCCGAAAUUCCUCCCGGAAUUCUCCUCGGAAUCCCCCCCAGGACCCCCCCGAGCCCCCGGCCAAGGUGACCUGCGACAUCCGCCUGCGCGUCAGAGCCGAGUGCUGCGAGCACGAGCGCUGUGCUUGUACUGGGUUAUACUGGUCCAUACUGGUCCAUACUAACCUAUACUCGUUUAUACUGGUGUAUACUGGUUUAUACUGGUUUAUACUGGUCCAUACUGACAUCCGUCUCCGCGUCAGAGCCGAGCACUGCGAGCACGAGUGCCAUACUCAUACUGACAUCCGCCUGCGCGUCAGAGCCGAUGGGCCAUACUGGUUUAUACUGGUCUAUACUGGUUUAUACUGGUUUCUAACUGAUAUUUUUUUGUUUCUAGACAUCCGUCUCCGUGUCAGAGCCGAGUACUGCGAGCACGACCGCGCCCUUCGCCGCUCGGUGGCCUCGAGCCGCCCGCGGGGCCCCGGCCGCGCUCUGGACGUGUUCGGCCAGGCCAGCGGCGUCCUGAAAUCCCGUGACCUCGGCUCCAUCCUGUGUGACAUCAAAUUCUCGGAGCUGUCGUACCUGGAGGCGUUCUGGGGCGAUUACCUGAGCGGGGCCCUGCUGGAGGCGCUCAAGGGAGUGUUCCUGACCGAGGGGCUGCGGCGCGCCGUGGGCCGCGAGGACGUGCGGCUGCUGGUCAGCGUGGACCAGGACGACUACGAGAGGGGCAGGAGGAGGCUGCUGGAGGCCAUGCAGGGGAGGGGGGGGUGAGAGGAGUUAUGAUCUGGGGUGG